GACGUGGUUAGCUUUACCAAUAUUAUUUAUUUAUUUAUAAGGUGAAAGGCUCAAGAGCUGAACGUACAUUGUGAAAAAAAUUAGAAAUUGAGAGCUUUUGGAUAUACGAGAAAAAAAAAAUGAUGAAAGUUAACGUGAAACGAAUGACAGAGAAAGAAGAAGAAGAAGAAACGUCGUUCCCUGUUAGCCCAACGGGGCAGUACUUCACCAGCUCCGCAUUGUCGAUUUCAGUCAUUUCUGUUUUGGAAUCUGAAAUUCCUAUAGAUGAUUCUUGUACCAUGACAUUGCUUAAGGAUGUUUUCCUCCCCAUUAAUCCUCGCUUCUCUUCUAUUAUGGUGAGAGACAAAAAUGGGGUUAAACAAUGGAAGAAAGUGGAAGUGAAAUACAAAGAUCACAUAAAUGUGCCAAUUUUCCCAGAAGGAAAAUCAAAAGAAUUCUAUGACAAUUGCUUCAACGAAUAUUUAACCACGAUUGCAAUGGAACAACUUCCACAAACCAGACCAUUAUGGGAAAUUCAUUUAUUCAAAUAUCAAACAAGUAAAUCAGCUGGAAAUUUAGUAUUUAAACUUCAUCAUUCACUUGGAGAUGGAUUUUCUUUAAUGGGAGCACUUCUUUCUUGUUUACAAAGAGCUGAUAAUCCUUCACUUCCCUUAACAUUUCCAGAAUUUAAUAGUAAUCCAAAUUCUGGAAAUGAUUAUAAAAAGAGGUUUUGUACUAAUGUGGCUCAAAUGGUAUCUGGGGUUGUUAAUACUUUCUUGGAUUUUGGAUGGAGUUUAUUGAAGAGUACUACACUUGAAGAUGAGAGGACACCAAUUAGGUCUGGGGAUGAAGGUGUGGAAUUUCGACCUAUUGAUAUUAGUACAAUGGAUUUCUCUCUUGAUCAUCUCAAGCAAAUUAAGACCAAUCUUAAAGUGACUAUCAAUGACGUUAUAUGUGGAGUAUUAUUCCUGGGUGUAAGAUUAUACAUGGAAGAAAUGAAGUAUGAGCAGAAAAAUGCAAAUUCAACAGCAUUGGUGCUACUCAAUACUAGAAAUAUUGCAGGAUAUAAAUCAGUAAAAGAGAUGUUGCAGCCAGGCAAUGAAUCCAAAUGGGGAAACCAAUUUGCAUUUUUACAUGUAUCUGUUCCAAAGCUUGAUAAAGGAGAGUUCUCAUUUAAUCCUCUUAGCUUUGUGUUUAAAGCACAAGAUGUUAUCAAGAGAAAAAGAAACUCUGCUGCUGUUAUUCUUACUGGCAAAUUGCUUGAUACUCUGCAAAAAUACAGAGGCCCCGAGGUAACGGCAAAAUACAUCCACAGCACGUUAAAGAACUCAAGCAUGACAAUAUCAAACUUGAUUGGGCCUAUGGAACAAAUGGCUUUGGCAAAUCAUCCAUGUAAAGGCUUGUACUUCAUGGUUGUUGGUGUUCCUGAGAGUUUAACCAUAACAAUGAUGAGCUACAUGGGAAGGCUAAGGGUGGCAGUGGGAACAGAGAAGGGACUCGUUGAUCCUCACAAGUUCAAGUCCAGCAUUGAGAAUGCAUUUGAUAGGAUUUGCAAAGCUGCUGUCCCUUCCAAACCUGCAAAUUAAUCCUUAAAAAUGUGAAUGUUGUUGUUGUUACGUUGUUGUUGUUCUUUCAUAUGUUGUGCAGACUCUCCAAAUGAUGCCUCACUGAUGUCAGAUCUUCCAAUAAUACAUUACUUUUGGAGAAUCUGACACCCACCCGACGACAUUUCUGGAGAAUCCGAACAACAUAGGCUCUUUCUUCAUUUUCUGUUGUUCAGAAGAAGAACAAAAUCAUGAGCUUAUCUGAUUCGUAAUUUUAUCUUUUAAGCAUUGGAAAUUGCUCUGUAAAGCUUUUACAGGCAUCUUGUAUUCAUUUGUUAACUGUGUAAUUUUCUUUUCCAUUCUACUUGUAUUCUUUUAUAGCAAAGAAAACCGAUUGAUGAUA
This is a messenger RNA of Nicotiana attenuata, 1926 nucleotides long. Its product is annotated as O-acyltransferase WSD1-like. NCBI's taxonomy places the organism in Eukaryota, Viridiplantae, Streptophyta, Magnoliopsida, Solanales, Solanaceae. Gene Ontology annotation, molecular function: long-chain-alcohol O-fatty-acyltransferase activity; diacylglycerol O-acyltransferase activity. The transcript is spliced from 5 exons. Gene Ontology annotation, biological process: triglyceride biosynthetic process. Gene Ontology annotation, cellular component: plasma membrane. The record is from RefSeq and is a predicted model, not a curated record. Bases 120 to 1565 code for a protein of 481 amino acids.